UCCAACCUCUCUAUAAAUACGCACCCAAACAAUCUUUCAUUGAAGGGAGAAAGAACAAAACCCAGCGAACCAUAAUUGGUAACCCAUUUCUGCCUUUCUGGGUUCCGGGCCUGAAAUCUCCGCCUUUAUUUACUUGCGUUUCCAAGAAACAUUCCUGGGUUUUCUGCAAUGGAGAGUGGUGAUAUUUACAACGCGUCGAUAUGGAGAAACAAUGCCAUGGAAGUUUUCUCAAGGUCUUCACUGGAAGAAAACGACGAAGAAGCUCUUAAAUGGGCAGCGCUACAGAAGCUUCCUACUUUCAAUCGUCUGAAGAAAGGUUUGCUGACUACGCCGCAAGGCGAGGCCAGUGAAAUCAAUAUACAUGAUCUUGGAGUUGAGGAAAAGAAGAGUUUAAUAGAGAGGUUGUUGAAGGUCCCCGAAGAGGAUAAUGAGAAGUUCUUGCUGAAGCUCAAGGAUCGUCUCGACAGAGUAGGAAUUCCUCUUCCGACAAUUGAAGUCCGAUUCGAGAAUUUAAAAGUUGAGGCAGAAGCUCAUGUUGGAAGCAGAGCUCUACCUACGUUCUUGAAUUUCUCCGUUAACAUUCUUGAGGGUUUCUUGAAUUAUCUUCAUAUUCUUCCAAGUAGAAAGAAGCAUUUGUCCAUCCUUCAAGAUGUGAGUGGGGUCAUCAAGCCAAGCAGAAUGACGCUACUUUUGGGUCCUCCAAGUUCUGGAAAGACCACGCUCUUGCUGGCUUUGGCUGGAGAGCUCGAUCCUGACCUGAAGUUUUCUGGGAAUGUUACUUAUAAUGGCCAUGAAAUGCGGGAGUUUGUUCCCCAGAGAACUGCUGCCUAUGUCAGUCAGCAUGACCUCCAUAUUGCCGAAAUGACAGUAAGGGAGACCUUGGCCUUUUCUGCAAGAUGUCAAGGGGUCGGAGCACGUUAUGACAUGCUGGUAGAGCUAGCAAAAAGAGAGAAAGAAGCAAAUAUUAAGCCUGAUCCUGAUAUCGACAUCUACAUGAAGGCAGUAGCAACAGAAGGUCAGGAGGCCAGCGUGGUGACAGAUUAUAUUUUAAAGGUUCUGGGAUUGGAAGUCUGUGCUGAUACUUUGGUUGGGAAUCAAAUGUUACGGGGUAUAUCUGGAGGACAAAGAAAGCGUGUAACAACAGGUGAGAUGAUGGUUGGACCAUCUAAGGUGCUAUUCAUGGAUGAAAUAUCUACUGGUCUGGAUAGCUCGACAACUUUUCAGAUUGUGAAUUCAAUCAAGCAAUAUGCUCACAUUCUCAAUGGCACUGUCGUGAUCUCACUCCUCCAGCCGGCACCAGAGACUUACAAUCUUUUUGAUGACAUUAUUCUCCUCUCUGAUGGCGAGAUUGUAUAUCAGGGUCCCCGUGAGCAAGUUCUUGAGUUUUUUGAAUUUAUGGGCUUCAAAUGUCCCGAAAGGAAAGGGGUGGCCGACUUCCUCCAAGAAGUGACGUCAAAGAAAGAUCAAGAGCAGUAUUGGGCAGCUAAAGAUGAGCCUUACAAUUUUGUAACAGUCAAGGAAUUUGCUGAGGCAUUCGAAUCGUUUCUUGUGGGACGGAAACUUAGAGAAGAGCUUGCAACUCCAUUUAACAGGGCAAAGAGCCACCCAGCUGCUUUGACAACUAGAAAGUAUGGUGUUAGAAAAGCAGAGCUGUUGAAAGCUUGCUUAUCAAGAGAAUUCUUGCUUAUGAAGAGGAAUUCGUUUGUCUACACCUUCAAGCUCACCCAACUUCUAGUAAUGGCCCUGAUUGCAAUGACAAUUUUCCUACGGACGGAGAUGCACCGCAAUUCAGUGACCGAUGGAGGGAUCUACGCUGGCGCUUUGUUCUAUGGUGUUGUUGUUAUCAUGUUUAAUGGUACAGCUGAGAUUUCCAUGACAGUAGCAAAGCUUCCGGUUUUCUUCAAGCAAAGGAAACUCCUAUUCUAUCCUGCAUGGGCAUACUCUCUUCCUGCAUGGAUCAUCAAGAUCCCUAUCACGUUUGUAGAAGUUGCUGUCUGGGUUUUUAUCACUUACUAUGUCAUUGGAUUUGAUCCAAGUGCUGGAAGGUUUUUUAGACAGUGCCUUCUGCUCUUAGCUGUUAAUCAGAUGGCUUCUGCAUUAUUCCGCUUCGUUGCAGCAAUUGGUAGGGGGGACCUGAUUGUUGCCACCACAUUUGGUUCAUUUGCACUGGUCAUGCUUUUUGCAUUGGGUGGCUUUGUCCUGUCAAGAGAGAACAUGAAGAAGUGGUGGAUAUGGGGUUACUGGACGUCACCUUUGAUGUAUGGGCAGAAUGCUAUAGUAGUUAAUGAGUUCCUUGGGAAGAGUUGGAGACAUGUUCUCCCAAUCUCAACGGAAUCACUGGGAGUUGAAGUGUUGAAGUCCCGUGGGUUCUUCCCACAUGCCUAUUGGUAUUGGAUAGGAGUAGGGGGAUUGAUUGGAUAUAUUUUAGUUUUCAAUGCUGGCUUCACUCUGGCGCUCACUUAUCUCAAUCCAUUGGGAAAGCCACAGGCUUUUAGACAAGAAGAACCUCAAAGCAAUAGGCACGAUGACAGAUCAGGACAAGCUAGUCAGUCACCGCGUAGAGGAAAUAGCUCAAGUCACCAAUUCAAAAUAGAGAGUAGAACUGAAACUGGCAUGAGAAGUAUUUCCUCUAAGUCCUCAUCUGUUAGUGCGGAGGAUACAGCAGAGGUCAGUCAGAAUAGGAAAAGAGGCAUGGUUCUUCCAUUUGAACAACAUACCAUUACCUUUGAUGAAAUUACAUACUCGGUUGACAUGCCACAGGAAAUGAAGAUUCAAGGUGUUACUGAAGAUAAAUUGGUGCUCCUGAAGGGUGUGAGUGGUGCUUUCAGGCCAGGAGUUCUCACAGCUCUGAUGGGUGUCAGUGGUGCUGGUAAAACAACUCUGAUGGAUGUGCUGGCUGGUAGAAAAACCGGUGGAUAUAUUGACGGGAAGAUCACAAUUUCUGGGUACCCAAAGAAGCAAGAGACGUUUGCUCGAGUUUCUGGAUAUUGUGAGCAAAAUGACAUCCACUCUCCUCAUGUUACUGUCUAUGAGUCCUUGCUCUAUUCAGCAUGGCUCCGCCUAUCGCCUGAUGUUGAUUCUGAAGCAAGGAAGAUGUUCAUUGAGGAAGUUAUGGAGCUCGUGGAAUUGAAACCUUUGAGGCAAGCAUUGGUUGGGUUGCCUGGUGUGAAUGGCCUUUCGACUGAGCAACGCAAGAGGCUUACCAUUGCAGUAGAGCUAGUUGCCAACCCCUCCAUAAUUUUCAUGGAUGAACCAACUUCCGGGCUGGAUGCUAGAGCUGCUGCUAUUGUCAUGAGGACUGUGAGGAACACUGUGGACACGGGAAGAACAGUUGUGUGCACCAUCCAUCAGCCAAGCAUUGACAUAUUUGAAGCAUUUGAUGAGCUAUUCCUAAUGAAGCGCGGGGGUCAGGAGAUAUAUGUAGGGCCAUUGGGUCGCCAUUCUUGCCAUCUAAUCAAUUAUUUUGAGGGAAUAGAGGGAAUCAGUAAAAUUAAAGAUGGUCAUAAUCCAGCGACUUGGAUGUUGGAAGUUACUUCCUCAGCACAUGAAAUGGCUUUGGGAAUUGAUUUUGCUAAUGUCUACAGAAAUUCAGUGCUCUACAGGAGAAACAAAGCACUUAUUAAUGAAUUAAGCAGCCCUGCUCCUGGAUCAAAGGACCUCUAUUUCCCUACACAAUACUCACAGACAUAUUUCACACAAUUCAUGGCUUGCUUGUGGAAACAACACUGGUCAUAUUGGCGCAACCCGCUGUAUACUGCUGUAAGGUUUCUCUUCACAACCAUCAUUGCCCUGAUGUUCGGGACAAUGUUCUGGAACCUUGGCUCGAAAACGACAAAGAAACAAGAUGUAUUUAAUGCUAUGGGUUCUAUGUACGCUUCUGUUCUCUUUAUUGGUGUUAAAAACUCCAAUUCAGUGCAGCCAGUGGUGGCUGUUGAACGAACAGUCUUCUACAGAGAAAAAGCAGCAGGGAUGUAUUCAGCCUUGCCUUAUGCAUGUGCACAGGUUCUGAUUGAGCUCCCAUAUGUUUUUGCACAAGCUGCGGUAUAUGGUGUCAUAGUUUAUGCAAUGAUUGGUUUUGAAUGGACUGCAGCUAAAUUCUUCUGGUAUAUAUUUUUCAUGUAUGUCUCCCUUUUGUACUUCACCUUCUAUGGCAUGUUGACAGUUGCUGUGACACCAAACCACCACAUUUCUUCCAUAGUUUCCUCCGCAUUUUAUGCACUAUGGAAUCUCUUCUCAGGAUUUAUAAUCCCACGACCUAGGAUCCCUAUUUGGUGGAGAUGGUACUCUUGGGCAUGUCCAUUGGCUUGGACCCUUUACGGGUUGGUUGCAGCACAGUUUGGGGAUAACAAGGACAUCCUUGAUACUGGGGAAACAGUGGAAGAUUUUGUGAGAGACUAUUUUGGUUUCAAACAUGAGUUCGUGGGAGUGGUUGCAGCUGUCAUUGUUGGGUUUACAUUACUCUUUGCAUUUAUCUUUGCUAUGUCCAUUAAAAUGUUGAACUUCCAGAGGCGAUAGGGUUUUUUUUUUUUUUUUUUAAAUGAUUACUAGAAUGGGAUGUCGAGUAUAGAUUAAACAAAAAAUUGUGAAGUUCUUUGUAUUUCUUUGAUAACUUACAUGUAUCAUAUGGCACUGCUUCAUUAUACAAUUACAGUAAUAAAAAGAUUCUUUCAUACAGUACC
Molecule: messenger RNA, 4679 nt
Organism: Juglans microcarpa x Juglans regia
Lineage: Eukaryota; Viridiplantae; Streptophyta; Magnoliopsida; Fagales; Juglandaceae
Product: pleiotropic drug resistance protein 1-like
Exons: 24
Coding region: 169-4515 (1448 amino acids)
Cellular component (GO): membrane
Molecular function (GO): ATP binding; ABC-type transporter activity; ATP hydrolysis activity
Source: RefSeq, a predicted model, not a curated record